CUCACCUACCACUGCCAAAAGUGGUCAUGGGGUUAUUUUUAAACUUGGGGAGGAAGUAUUUAUUGUUCCCGGGCUGAAGAGAGCUGGGCAGACCGUGGGAUUCUUCUGGGGGAGUAGUGCUGUGUCCUUUCCACCAUGUCACCUAAGAAAGCCAAGAAGAGAGCAGAGGGAGCCAAUUCCAAUGUGUUCUCCAUGUUUGAACAGACCCAGAUCCAGGAAUUUAAGGAGGCCUUCACCAUCAUGGAUCAAAACAGGGAUGGCUUCAUUGACAAGAAUGACCUGAGGGACACCUUUGCUGCUCUUGGUACGUCGCCCCGCACCACCACCCAACACCAACUAGGAAGGUCUUCUUAUCCCACUCCCGUGAGGGGCAGGAGAAUCGCUGAGUGUCUGUCUCCUGCUCUAGGGCGUGUGAACGUGAAAAAUGAGGAAAUUGAUGAAAUGCUCAAGGAGGCUCCAGGUCCCAUUAACUUUACUGUGUUCCUACAGAUGUUUGGGGAGAAACUUAAGGGAGCAGACCCUGAGGAGACCAUUCUCAACGCAUUCAAAGUGUUUGACCCUGAAGGCAAAGGAGUGCUCAAGGCUGAUUAUGUCAAGGAGAUGCUGACCACACAGGCGGAGAGGUUUUCCAAAGAUGAGAUUGACCAGAUGUUCGCCGCCUUCCCCCCUGAUGUGACUGGCAACUUGGACUAUAAGAACCUGGUGCACAUCAUCACCCACGGAGAAGAGAAGGACUAAGGGAGUGGCUUGCCUUUGGGUGGGCAGAUGGGGGCAUCCUUGCCCUCUUCUCAUUUUGCCCAGUAACACACCACCCCUGACCUUGGCCAGCUGGUCAUGUGGCUGCCUCAUUUAUCCACCUCCAUCUUCUUUUCAGCCUGGGUGCCUUAGAGCUACCAUGUGACCACACAGCUGGCAGAUGGAAAUUCACCCAGAGUCCAUGUUCAAAUAAAAAGGAGGUCGUGUA
Messenger RNA from Budorcas taxicolor (takin), 964 nucleotides. RefSeq names its product myosin light chain 2 (gene MYL2). Lineage: Eukaryota; Metazoa; Chordata; Mammalia; Artiodactyla; Bovidae. Gene Ontology annotation, molecular function: calcium ion binding. Bases 136 to 738 code for a protein of 200 amino acids. Gene Ontology annotation, cellular component: myofibril; cytoplasm. The transcript is spliced from 7 exons. Gene Ontology annotation, biological process: cardiac muscle contraction; muscle cell fate specification; heart development. The record is from RefSeq and is a predicted model, not a curated record.